AGUACAUUAUGAAAUGUUGCUCACUUAUAUUACGAGGUAUUCUCGUGGUAAGCAGAAUUAAACGCGUCGAGUAGUAUAUCAUCUCUGCCAUCUCUCACAACAAAAGCAUUAACAUAUUAUAUCUUCGGUUUUGGAACAAAUCCUUACAAAAAAGAAGCAGAAAAAAACGUUUAUUACCACUACGCACAGUAUGCUCACGCUGAAAGGGAAUUUGCAGUUUCCUUUGACAACACAAAUUUAGCGGGCCUGGUGAUAGAGAAACUGUGGAAACAUUCGUUUAUAUUCGGAAUUGUUCGUGAGUGUUCGGUGUCAUACUUUCGAGUUUGCUUAUGUUUUGCUAUUGGCCCACGCUGUCAGUGUGUAAUGCGGUUGUGGUGGGUUCGUAAUGAGCGCCAGCUGAAGUGGUAACAGGUAUCAAACAUGGGAUUAUACUUUGCCACGUUGAUUGCGGUGUUGUUUAUGUUCCAAAUCACCCAUUCAAACGAGCCAGAAAAAACAACUGUUCCUUGGUAUGAGUCUUUACCGGCGGUAGCAAUGGAUUAUAAAGUUCACAUUGAUCCUGGAAAGGAAGAUUGCUACUUUCAGUAUGUUAACCCGGGUGCAACUUUCUACGUGAGUUUCCAGGUUCUACGUGGAGGAGACGGCAUGGCUGGCUUUGCAGUACGCCAUCCGAAUGGGCAAAUUGUUCAUCCAUAUCAGUGGAGACCAAAUUCGGAUUAUCAAGAUGUGGGGUCUGCUGGAGGGUAUUACAGUGUAUGCAUAGAUAAUCAGUUUUCAAGGUUUGCUGCAAAGUUGGUGAACCUCUAUCUUACAGUCAUAAGGUAUGACCAGUGGGAUAAAUUCACCAAAGAAGUUGAGGACUUGAACCUUAGCGUUGAAAACUUCACAUCAUCAAUCAAAAAUGUAGAGCGGAACAUAAACGAGAUGCUGCAAUAUCAACAUCAUUCCAGAGGAAGAGAAGCUCGUGAUUAUAAUCUGUUAAUUGAUAAUAAUAAAUAUGUGCAGAAUUGGUCUUUGGCUCAAAUCAUUGUUAUUGCUGCAACUACAGUUCUGCAGGUGUAUUUUGUUAGAAAACUGUUUGAUAUUAAAGAUGGAAGGCGAGGAAGAAUAUAGAAGUAUUGUUUCCAGAGAAUUUGUUCUUGUUUUCUAUAAAAUUUUGGAAGUAUUAUUUCAGUAUGCAACGAGUUUUCAGUAUUUUUAGUAUUGUUUGGUUUUCAUGGGUUUGACAAAUAAUACAAUGUAAUUGACUUCAGUUCAAGACAGUUAACUUCUUGAUAGUAUAAGGCAUAGCCUUUGAUGUUUGAAGUACUUCUAUUGAUUUGUAAGAUAUUCAUUGACUUAAACACUUUAUAAACAUAAAUAAAGAUGUUAGAUUUAAUUAAAAUUUUAUUGGUAAAAUUUUUAAAAGUAAAAAAUGUAAAGUGAACAAUUAAUGUUAGGUGUGGUUUUAAUUGCUGUAAACGAGAGAAUCCAUGCAAAAUACAUAAAAAGAAAUCAUUAUCGCUUACUUGUCAUCCCAAUCAUAGUGUUUACACUAAAUAUCUGUCACCUUCUACUUAUCAUUCCAAAUUUAUACAACACAUUUUUUUUAUGUAAAUGGUGAAGUAGUGUUUUGUACUUUUCUAUCAUAAACAAAUGUUCCAUUUAAUGAUAUUACUAUUUUUGUGUUACUAGAUGCACUACUUAAUUGAUCAUGAAUUUAUUCUGUGGACUAAGUUUUCAGAUUUCUUUUUUGUUUGUGUGUGUACUAGUAAUAAAUUGGCAUUCACUCAUUUACAUCAACUUUCACAGCAUUUAAAUGUUAAAAAUCUUCCCAAUAGGAACCUAAGACAUAAAUACAACAAAAAAUAGAUAUUGACAUUAAAUAUUUUUAUUGUUCAAUGUUGUAACUCCUGUAUGAGUCUGAAGAUAUGGUCCAAUGUUAAAUAUUACUAAAGACAUAAAAUUUAUGGAGGUAUCUGUGGCAACACAGAUUGUAAGAAAUGGAAAUUGAUGUAGAGAAAAUAUGAAGGAUACAGAAUUAUUUAUAAACAGAAUGGGGAUCAAAAUAAAUUAUUUGAGAUUUUCCAUUCUGAUAGUUAAGUAAUCAUUGUACUAUUUGUUUUGCAUUUAAGAACUCUAUUUUACUCAAUCAAGAAAAUUAAUGUUUUUCUGUACCUUCUAUUAAAUCUCUGUGAGCCUAGAUUUGUGAAAUAAAGACUUACUUUCUGACUGGUAGUCAGGAUUGAGACUGGCAUAAUGUAAAUACAGUGUAAUGUGUUAUACUGCAUUGUCUAUUACUACUUUUGUAUUUGAGAAUUUGAUAAAGUUGAUAAUUUAAAUUGUGUAUAUUGGCUUUUUGAGUGUAGCAUGAAUAAAUCCUGUUAAUUUAGAGAGGAUAUCAAAUUGUUAGCCUGUGGGACAUAAUCAUCUCAGUGUACCAUAUUCUUGUGGCUCAUAAUAUAUUGUGUAUUUACACUUUUUCAAAUGUUGAAAACAGAUGACCUUUGAAAAUCGUUUGGAGGUUUCUAGAAUUUUAUAUCAUAAAAAUGGCUCACAGAAAAAGUUUGAUAACCUUGACCUCUAAUAAUUGUCAGGCUUUGUCUUACAAACCAGAUUUACUUAAGGCCCUAUGCACGAGCAUUGUGUUGACACGUGUUAAGUAGCUGUAUCUUACAAAAACGGCACCCAAGCACUUUAUCUGUUCUCCAUAAGAUACUGUGUUAAUCUAUGAUGUGCAUUACUUAUCCUGUGACAACACAAAGCUCAUAUGACUCAGGCCUUAGGGAGCAUGUGAGUGUAUAGCGAGAUUAUUAGACUACUAUGCCGAAGGAGCACAAAAAUUUGUGUGCCCUUGUGGAAUAUUGUGUAUCAUGCACAAGAAUGUACUGUCAGUUGUGGCUUUUCAGAAAAUUGUUUCCGAGUCUCCUAAUCCAAAAAUCUUACAAAAUCAGAAAAAUAAUACCCAAUUAUUGGAGAAAAAUGUUCAAUAAAUUGUGUAAUUUUAGGCGUGAAAGUACAUUAUUUCGUUUAGGAAAGAGAAGUUGACAUCAAGAUUCCUUACAAAAUGAAAUUCAGUGAGAAAUUACAUCCUACAAUGAGAGAGUCACAGUAUAAUAAGAAUGUAAAGUAAAAGAACAUGUAUAUUUUCAGUGUAGUUUGAUAUUUUCAGCAGUUUGUUGCAGAUGCACAGGUAUUGUAUCGUAAGAAGAAUAAAUUGAAGAUUAUUUUACUAAAGACUGUAUCCAUAUGUUUAUUAAAUGCUACAUUUUAAUACUUGAAUAUUCAUUAAAACUUCUGUGAUUCUGAUUCACAAUUUUAAUAUCAAGUUCCAACUUAAGGUUUUGAGAAGGUAAUUAUGAUGAAGUUUAAAAUUGUUUAACAAAGAAAUCAGUGGAGCUUGAAACAUCAGAAAUAACAAUGGAUAUGACACUGAUCCACUUUGGCACUCGUGUGGUAACUAUGUCAAAAUUUGGAGAAUCCUUAAAAGACCCUAAGUUAUUUUAAUGACGUCAAAUUUAUGAGACAUCUUAAGUGGAGAAUUUUUUUAAAAAAAUUAUUGUUUUCUGAUCUUGUGUGGCCAUGAUGAUGGAAUUAUAUUUUCUGAAACAUUGGCAAACAACUAUGUAGUGGAAAUUUUAUUCUCCACACAGCAAGCCCCAUAAACCUGCCCUUUAUUAUGACAAAAUUAGAAUGGAAUUCUUAAAGGCGUUAAGUGACA
Messenger RNA from Gryllus bimaculatus (two-spotted cricket), 3700 nucleotides. The record is from the annotation of a GenBank genome assembly. NCBI's taxonomy places the organism in Eukaryota, Metazoa, Arthropoda, Insecta, Orthoptera, Gryllidae.